UUAUUAAUGCUUCAGUGCAAUGUGCCAUUAAAAUUUCUGAAUUCUUUAUUUAAAAAUUGGGUUUACUCUCAGUAUCAUUGGAUCAGUCCAUUAAACCCAAGAACAUUCACUAGCAGCUUUGUCCUGAUCCAAGACCAGAUCAGAAGGAAGGGAGGCAGAAAAAGAGAGUCUGAGGUCAUGAAGCAGGAAUGACAAGAAGCACCUUUAACUAAGAGGAGCACCUCCAUGUUCUGAGUGAUGUGAACAAUGGAAGACAAGAAGGCAGUAUAAAGUCAAGGUGGUAGUGGUAAAAGAAAAAGGUUGCACUCUUCUUGUUUAUGAUGGCAAAUCUUGUUUAUGAUGGCAAUGAUUUGUUUUAAAGGGAAAGUCAGCUAUCACAUGUCUGAUGCAGCCAUCAUAUAGAUCAAAUCUUCUGUUUGUUAUGAAUUGUACAGUAAUUUAAUUUUUGUGUUAGGUUGCAAAACCACAGGCUAUCCCCUUGGUGUUGGUGGUAUUCCUUUCUGAAAAAUGUCAAACAUUAAAGUUUUUAGCGGCAGCUCACACCAGGAUCUCUCGCAGAAAGUAGCUGAACAUCUGGGACUAGAACUUGGAAAGGUAGUGACGAAAAAAUUUAGCAACAAAGAAACAUGCGUUGAAAUUGGUGAAAGUGUUCGUGGUGAAGACGUUUAUAUUAUUCAGAGUGGCUGCGGAGAGAUUAAUGAUAACUUGAUGGAGCUGUUGAUCAUGAUAAGUGCCUGUAAGAUUGCUUCUGCUUCCCGUGUAACAGCAGUCAUUCCUUGUUUUCCAUAUGCCCGGCAGGAUAAGAAGGACAAGAGUAGAGCUCCCAUCUCUGCUAAGUUGGUUGCCAAUAUGCUGUCUGUGUCAGGAGCCGAUCAUAUCAUCACUAUGGAUUUGCAUGCCUCCCAGAUCCAAGGUUUCUUCGAUAUUCCAGUAGACAAUCUUUAUGCAGAGCCUGCUGUCCUUCAGUGGAUUAAAGAACAUGUUCCUGACUGGAAAGCCUCCAUCAUUGUGUCUCCUGAUGCAGGGGGUACUGAGAGGGUCACAUCUAUUACUGACUGCUUGAAUGUUGAGUUUGCAUUGAUCCACAAAGUAAGAAAAAAAGCUAAUGAAAUUGAUCGAAUGGUUCUCGUUGGUGAUGUAAAAGACAGAGUAGCAAUAUUGAUUGAUGACAUGGCAGAUACUUGUGGUACAAUCUGCCAUGCUGCUGACAAGUUGAUUUCUGCAGGAGCCAUUAAAGUGUAUGCUAUUUUAACUCACGGCAUAUUCUCUGGCCCGGCCAUUUCACGAAUCAAUAAUGCUUGUUUUGAAGCUAUUGUUGUCACUAAUACUAUUCCACAGGAAAAGAAUGUAAAACAAAGUAACAAAAUACAGGUUAUUGACAUCUCAAUGUUUCUAGCAGAAGCCAUCCGCCGAACUCACAAUGGAGAAUCUGUCUCCUAUUUAUUUAACCAUGUCCCUUUGUAACGCAACUUUUCAAAAAUGUGCUUUUUGAUGCAUCCUUUACAACAAAGUAUACACCGAAGAAUCCUAAAUUAAACAUUUUUAUGGAUUUCUGUUGAAAGAGAAGAGGAGUGACCCUAUUAAAGUCUAUUAAUAUAAACUAAU
Molecule: messenger RNA, 1605 nt
Organism: Erpetoichthys calabaricus (reedfish)
Lineage: Eukaryota; Metazoa; Chordata; Cladistia; Polypteriformes; Polypteridae
Product: ribose-phosphate pyrophosphokinase 2-like
Exons: 8
Coding region: 508-1464 (318 amino acids)
Biological process (GO): 5-phosphoribose 1-diphosphate biosynthetic process; ribonucleoside monophosphate biosynthetic process; purine nucleotide biosynthetic process
Cellular component (GO): ribose phosphate diphosphokinase complex; cytoplasm
Molecular function (GO): magnesium ion binding; ribose phosphate diphosphokinase activity
Source: RefSeq, a predicted model, not a curated record